Molecule: messenger RNA, 1886 nt
Organism: Filobasidium floriforme
Lineage: Eukaryota; Fungi; Basidiomycota; Tremellomycetes; Filobasidiales; Filobasidiaceae
Product: putative hexose transporter
Exons: 14
Coding region: 1-1659 (552 amino acids)
Biological process (GO): carbohydrate transport; transmembrane transport
Cellular component (GO): membrane
Molecular function (GO): carbohydrate:proton symporter activity
Source: RefSeq, a predicted model, not a curated record
AUGCAGGCUCUGGACGAGGAAAUUAAGCAGCCUUACGUGAACGAGAAACCAGAAUUCGACCAUGUCGAAACACUCAAGCCUACGACUGGGAAGGAUGCGCCGGUUCAAAUGACGUUGCACUCUGCAUCCCAGGAUCUUAACACUCUGCAGGCAUUGCGAAGUUUCUGGAAGCCCAGUUUGAUAGCCCUGGCUCUUGCAUUCGCCGCCGCCGCCGAUGGGUACCAGGUGGGUCUGAAACGACAUUGGCUGAUAGCAAAUAUCUAUGAAGGCUUCAUCCAAACGAUGUCGACUGAGACCGACGCAGCUGGAGCGCCCAUCAUCUCCGCACCUGUGUUGGCAGCCAUUACAUCCGUCAUUUCAGCGGGUCAGAUCCUCGGUUUUCUGCAAAUCCCAUUCGUGUCGGAUAGGUUCGGGCGAAAAUGGGCGAUGUACCUGAUGCUCCUCUACCUCGCCAUUAGUUUGUUCUGUCAAUCAUUCGCGAGUGACUGGAAACUAUGGCUCGUCGGAAAACUGUUCGGAGGUAUUGGCGUCGGAUGCCUUCAGCUCGUUGCGCCAACUUACAUCGCGGAGAUCGCACCCAUCCGGCUCCGAGGCGCUCUCAUAGCCUCGUAUAGCAUCUGGUUCGCGAUCGGUCAGCUGUUUGCUCCAGUCGCUUUGAACCAGCUGGGAAAACAAGAUCCAUACGAGUGGAAGAUUCCCGUAUACACUCAGUGGGGAACGCUCGGCCUGAUGAUACUACUCAUCCUCUUCUUCGUGCCAGAAAGUCCAUGGUGGGCCGCGACGCAGGGCAAGCAUGAAUUGGGGCGCAAACUACUCCUUAGAAUAAAUGGCGACGUGAAAAACUAUGUCAUCGAUGUCGAGUAUGACAUUUUGAUCCGGACGGUUCAGCUCGAGGCUGAACAUAGCCGCCAGGCCAAGGCUCUGGGCGCUACCGCCAUCUUUAGAGGUUCCAACUUGAGACGAACUCUAGCAGCAGGGUGGGCGCUCUUUACUACCCAACUCUUAGGCCUAGCAUUCCUUUACACAUAUGUCGUGUUGUUCUUCCAACUUGCCGGCCAAACCGACGUCUUUCGAACUACCAUCAUCACCAGCUGCGUUUCGAUCGCUGGAGCCUUGGUGGCCAUCCUUGCACUUGAUAAACUUGGACGAUAUUGGUUGAUCAACGGGAUGCUAAGCUUUGCUGCAAUCGUGCUAUUGAUUAUCGGUCUGGUCGGAACCAUAGGCGAGAUCGAUACUGCUCGCGCCAAUGGCUUGAUUUUUCUUGCUUGCAUGUGGUUCUUCGCGAUGUCCUUCAAUUCCGCUGCCGCCUAUACGAUGUUGGCGGAAGUGCCGUCCGCCGAAUUGAGAAGCAGAACAGCGGCAUUUGGUUCGAUGACGGCAUCGCUCAUCGGGCUGGUUUUCACCGUCGUGACCCCAUACAUGAUCAACCCGAACCAAGCCAAUUGGGGUCUAAAAACCUGCUAUUUCUUUUUCGGUCUCUCGGCUCCUAUGGUUAUUGGCGGGUGGUUCAUCAUCCCUGAAACCGCCCGCCUUUCGCCAGCAGAACUGGACGAAUUAUACGAAUCCGGCAGCCCAGUCUGGAGAUUUUCCAAGACUAUCACCAGAGCGCAAGGUACGACAACCGACGAGGCUCAUCCCUCCGUCGAUGUUGACCAAUAAGGUCUAGGAACACAAGCGCCCAAAUCCCUUCGACAUCCUUCUGUGUCAUUGACGCGUGCUCGGCUGUUGAACUUGUUUUGAAAUUCGUGUAUUGAUUGCGAAGAUAGUACCGUACAAGCAGACCCUUGAUUGUAAGAGACAUUCGGCAAGAGAGAAUUGUGUAUUUGUGGUAUCAUCAAAUUGCAGGUUGUUAUCUCUCUUUUUACACGUAACACCUCAUUCAUGCC